Lolium rigidum is the source of this 1515-nucleotide messenger RNA. RefSeq lists its product as uncharacterized. Bases 1 to 1242 code for a protein of 413 amino acids. Lineage: Eukaryota; Viridiplantae; Streptophyta; Magnoliopsida; Poales; Poaceae. Gene Ontology annotation, molecular function: protein binding. The record is from RefSeq and is a predicted model, not a curated record. The transcript has 3 exons.
AUGGACGCUUCUGAGAUUCCCCAGUGUGUCCAUCCCGAGAAGAAACCACGUCUGGAUGGCGAGACACAGUCACUUUCCCCAACAUUGAUAGUGGCUGCAACCAAGGUUCUUGAAGAUGACAACCUCCUCAGAGAGAUUAUCGUCCGCGUCGGCUUCCCCACCACCCUCGUCCGCGCCGCGCUUGUUUGCAAGCGCUGGCUCGGACAUGCCUCCGACCCCGCCUUCCUCCGCCGGUUCCGUAAGCUCCACCCACCCCGCCUCCUCGGCUACUACAUAUACGAGUGGUCGGUUUUUUCAGAGGGGCUAGAUGCUCCACGCUUUGUCCCGAUGCUGCCUCAGCCUGCAGAGCUCGCCACCGUCAUGUCCAGCUUGUCGGGUUACCGGUUCGGUGCGCACAAAAUCAUGCACUGUCGAGGCGGCAGCUUCUUCACCCGUUGCUGCGAAGGAUCAAAAUUGACACGUGGAGUGCACCGCCCGCUAUGCGCUGAGAAAGGCAUGGAAGUCUUUCCACCACUCCCGUGUGUCCAGGACCAUAAGGUCCCAGAGUUCGCUGCAAUCCUCUCCAAAGAAGAAGCCAACGGCUUGUCGUACUUGUAUGUGUUGGGGGAGUUCACAGGGGAGGCAGGAAAGUUGACAACACAUGUCUAUAUGUUGCAAGAUGGUGUCUGGUGCUUGCGUACCACGGCCACUUGCCUCCAUAGUGUGCAUUUUAGCCGUAAAGCUGUGUUCAUCAGCAACAAAAUCUAUAUGCCGUCCAAGAGUAGUGACGACAUUAUUGUCUUGGAUAUGACGACCUCAAGUUUCUCCACAAUUCAGCUCCCACAAGGAGUGAAGUAUCACUAUUUUAAGACCAUGUUGUCAGGGGCUGAUGAUGCUUCCAGUGUAUAUCUCAUGCAUGUUAUGGAGUUUCAACUUCGCAUCUGGCUCCACAAGGGGGACAACUGGUUGCUGAUCGAUACCAUUUGUUUGAAUGAGAUGCCUAUUUUAGGGAUGCCAGGUCACACGCUUGAGGAUGAGGAUAUUGCUCGUGUGGUGAUAAGCCAGGUGGGAGACAAUGGUCAGUUCGUAUUCCUGCGGAGUGGUCAAUGCAUAUUCUACUUGGAUAUUAAGUGCAGAAUACUGCGUAAAGUGUAUGAGAACAGAGUAAAUCAUCAAUGGUUUGGUGAUAUCCAUCCUUUUAUGAUGGUGUGGCCUCCCUCAUUCCCUGCCCUUGAGGGCGAUCCUGCAAGAAAUGCCAUGUGAAGAUGAAGGGUGCCAUCCAGGAAUAUAAUAGAGCUGCAUUUCCUUAGAAGCAGCUCUUACUGUGUUCACUAUAACUUGCACUUGAUUAAUUUAGGAUGCUGUGUAACCGGAUCAUGUACUCCUAUCAAUCUAUGCUAGAUAGGGGUCCUAUCCCUAUGGUGCCAUGACUGUUUAUGCCAGAUCUUUAUUUCCUGAUGGAGACCCAACUGCUUUUGCCAGCUUGUUAUGUAUACCCAUUGCAGAAUCAGUUUUAGGCAAUGUGCCAAUUUGUAA